Messenger RNA from Lachancea nothofagi CBS 11611, 918 nucleotides. Lineage: Eukaryota; Fungi; Ascomycota; Saccharomycetes; Saccharomycetales; Saccharomycetaceae. The record is from the annotation of a GenBank genome assembly.
AUGAAUAUCUUGGAUGAAUUGCCAACUGAAAUCCAAUUAGAACUCCUCAAGACUCAUCCACAGCUGGCAUUUGUCAACAGAAGAUGGUACAGGCUCAAUAAUCGUUUUUAUAGAGACUGUUGCUUAAGGUUGAAACCUAAAAGCUACUGGGAAAGUAUAGAGAGCAGCGUUUGUCGGUACAUCGAAAGUUUGGAUCACAAACGGGAAGCUGCCAGGCUCAUCAAUGAAAUGACAUACUCCUCGGACGGGGAUUUGUUUCAUGCGCAUUUCUCGGAUUCCUGGUACAUCAUAUACGUCGUCUUGUUCGUGUGUCCGAAAUUCUUUGCAAUGGAGAGUGCAAGCCGUAAGAUCAACGGCUCUCAAAGUACCAUGACUGAAUACUAUUGUCCAAUGGAGCUGGCAAGUGAUAGAAGCUAUCCGUGUAAUCUGUGGUUCAAAAAGACAGGGGACGGAGGUAUGUUCGGUGCUAUUAGAGUAGCGGUCUAUGGGCAACCUGAUGGUACCGAGCCUCUGUUAAUCCGAGAUCUUUCACUGGGCCUUAACGACUGGUGUUAUUCUAGCGGAAGUUAUUGCAUUUUUGGAGGUCAGCUACGGCUGCCGAAAAGUGAAAGCGGAUUACAAGUGGUUCAUAUGGGCGUCUCGAUAACCAACGCUAAUAAUGUUAUCUUAGAGGCAGUGGACACUGCUCCAUAUCAACGUCAUAAAAGCUGGAUUCUAUUUCACGCGCGUGAGCAAGAGGUUUUCAAUGCUAGCGAGAAAUGUCUAAGCGCUGAACGCAUGCGAUGGGAUGAACAGUUUGUGAACAAGGCUGAUGGCUCCGCUGAGGAUGUAAAUUUUCAGUUUCUGUUUAGAUUUCCUAAGGAUCAAGACACAAGUAACAAUUUGACUAGUGUAAGAUAUCCGUAUUUGGGAGUGUGA